AUGUCAUAUGACCAACUAAACUCGCUGGAGUCCCAGCCUACCACUAUGCGCAGGGAUGAAGACCCGCAGUACCGUGACGAUCCGGACUUUGAUCAUCUGGCCGAGCAGCUUUCUGAUCAAUUAUUUACAUUGACUUCAAACAUAUCUCGCCUAUCCAACCAGAUCGCUCUUCUUGGCACCAAGCGAGACACCGAACGUGUGCGCGAGCGAGUCCAUAAUCUUCUCGAAGAGACCCGUACGGGGUUUAGGGAUGUAGGCGAAGGCAUCAAGGAGAUUCAAACAUGGAAAGAUGUCAAUCCCUCUCAGAAAUGGACGCAGCAAAAGCUAUCGUCUGAAUUCAAGGCCACUUUAGACGAGUUCCAAACAAUCCAGCGCCGUGCGCUUGAGAAACAACGUGCUUCAGCGGUUGCUGCACGUACCGCAAUUGAAGAUGGCGAACAACUAACUGGAGAUAACGACCUACUGCUACAAGAGCAGCAGCUGGAAGAGCAACAUCGCAUGGCCAACCAAGGCGAAGUGGACUUCCAGGAAUCCUUGAUCAUCGAACGUGAGGCAGAGAUCCGAAAUAUUGAACAGAGCGUGGGAGAGUUAAACGAACUGUUCCGGGAUGUUGCGCACAUCGUCACAGAACAGGGUGGACAGUUGGACAUCAUUAGUGAGAAUGUCCAGAAUGUCACUCAAGAUACUCGGGGUGCCAAUGUUGAGUUGCGGAGUGCUAGUCGGUACCAGAAGAAUGCACGCAACAGAGCAUGCUGCCUGUUCGUGAUUCUUGCUGUCAUCCUACUCAUCAUUGUGCUCGCCAUCGUCCUUGGAUAG
Molecule: messenger RNA, 816 nt
Organism: Penicillium soppii
Lineage: Eukaryota; Fungi; Ascomycota; Eurotiomycetes; Eurotiales; Aspergillaceae
Product: SNAP receptor PEP12
Exons: 2
Coding region: 1-816 (271 amino acids)
Biological process (GO): vesicle fusion; intracellular protein transport; Golgi to vacuole transport
Cellular component (GO): membrane; SNARE complex; endomembrane system
Molecular function (GO): SNARE binding; SNAP receptor activity
Source: RefSeq, a predicted model, not a curated record